GUUGCGUAAUAAUUUUUACGUAGCUGGAGCUGGGGCUGGCAUCGACAUUGGCCUGCACGCCCAUGGACAUCUGCCCAGUGCCACGGAAAUGGCCAUCGGACACAUUUACCAGGAGCUCAUGGGCAUGAAUUUCAAUCAGGCCAAUAUACAGCAGCAGCAGGACCAGCAGCAGCAGCAGCACCACCACCAGCAGCAGCAGCAGCAGGCGGCUCUCCAGCAGCAGCAGCAGGCGGCUCUGAAGCAGCAGGCGGCUCUCCUCUCCUACGGCCAAAAGGCCGUAACAGCAACUGGCAUAGUCCCUGACCCACGCGACGUAUGUUCUCAAAGCGGUGUUUCUUGCGUAUCGUGCCCGUUUGCGUCGCCAGGUCCACUUCUGGGACAACUAGAGGACGGCCAGGACAUUACACUCCACACCCACAGAUUAGAUGACUAGUUUUAAAAUAUUUUGUUUGUUUGUUUUGUCGAGUUUGUUGUCGUCUCCUCUGGGCUGAUGACCGACAGCAUAGCAAGGCGUACUCUUAAACAGU
Molecule: messenger RNA, 527 nt
Organism: Drosophila miranda
Lineage: Eukaryota; Metazoa; Arthropoda; Insecta; Diptera; Drosophilidae
Product: ras-interacting protein RIP3-like
Exons: 2
Coding region: 89-433 (114 amino acids)
Source: RefSeq, a predicted model, not a curated record